Cyphomyrmex costatus is the source of this 2932-nucleotide messenger RNA. Its product is annotated as putative RNA-binding protein Luc7-like 1. Gene Ontology annotation, biological process: mRNA splice site recognition. Gene Ontology annotation, cellular component: U1 snRNP. Gene Ontology annotation, molecular function: mRNA binding. NCBI's taxonomy places the organism in Eukaryota, Metazoa, Arthropoda, Insecta, Hymenoptera, Formicidae. The transcript is spliced from 4 exons. The record is from RefSeq and is a predicted model, not a curated record. Bases 1759 to 2754 code for a protein of 331 amino acids.
GUGAGAUACUCCGACUCGAAGGUCUGCAAGAGUUUUUUGCUAGCCUGCUGCCCUCAUGAAAUUCUGUCGUCGACGUUCUAUUUCCAGAGUCUCUGGAAAAAGCAAUUCCAAUCAGAUCCAUUGUACAAUAUUGUUGCGAGUAUUGUCCGCUCAUAUGUCCGUGUUGUACUUGUCACUCUCACACGCGCGUUACUGUAAGUACUGAAAACGAGAAGAGGACGUACGUAUUACACCUACAAUUUGAUUUACCUUUACCAUAAUUCAAGUGCUAGAUAUACAUAUAUAUAUAUGCAUAUCUAUAUCUAUAUCUAUAUACAUAUCUAUAUAUAUUAAUUCGAUACGAGUGACGUAAAGGCAGGCGGUUAUCUCAGCCCCUCUACCGAUUUUCCACACGGUGGUGAGGCUGAGUAAAUGCCGAAAGAAUAAAUUCCCAGAAUCCCCCCGAAAAGGCCUGUAAACAGUGAAUCGGUGAGUAGCGUCAUGCUGAUUCAUGAGACGAUGUCUUAAUGUCGCUUCUUACUAAUAAUGCCGUUUACGGCAGGUAGGAAUGAGAAGUUUACUUUGAGAAUGUGUGUGAGAAAAUAUAUAUCAUCCUGUGGAAGUAUGGGUGCAGGAAAUGAAGCAGUGAUCUGUAAGUAAAAGAUUUGCGAAUUGCCAAGUACAUCUAUAACAUUCAAUCGCUGUCGAUUUCUUUUUUCGCGCGAAAGACUUAUGUGGGGGGAGAUUUUUCUCCGUUCUCAAUUCCGUUCUAAAAAAGUGCAAAAAUAGAGAAAAAUUUUACAUCACUCGCACGCCACUUUGCGAAUUGAUGUAAAUUUUGAGAUUAAUGGAAAUUUUUUUUUAAUUAUGGAACUUGGUCCUAAAUACUAAUCGCGAUGAUUAAAGAAAUUUUUAACAAAGUUCUUUGGAUUCAUUCGCUUAAAUAUUUAUUAAUAUCUUUGGCAAUUUGCAAUAUCCAAACAUGUCUCGGCAAGAGAAAAUAUGAGAGGUGGCAUGACGCAGAGAGACGUGUGAUUAGGCGGAUUAGUACAACAAGCGCCAGAGUUCCAUUAGAAAAAAUUUCUUCAACCAUUGGAUGUGUACGUAUUGAAUCCGUUUUUUUCUAAAAAUUCGUUUAGCAGCCAACAUAAGACACGGUUCGUGCCGUACGUAAAAUAGUAUAUUAAACCAUUAUAGGCUGUAAGUUCUCUUUCGUAGAAAAAAGUGAACAUUAUGAAACUUAAGGUGUGUGCUGAUUAUAGCUUCAUUGCCAUCGCAUUCUCGUGUCAGGCGGAGAACUGUUGCCACCCUGUAAGUGAAAACAACAAACUAUUUAUCUGUAAAAACUGCAUUUCUACUUUUACACGCGAUACUAGAUCGCCUGACGAUCUCGAUCGCUUCAUUAUUGUACGCUCUAUCCUAGCCUGUGCAGGAAGAUGAACUUACGUUUCCGUGAGUUCAACGUAAAAAGAAUGAAAAUAACAAAAAAAAAUAUAAGAAAAUAUGAAUAUAUUGGACCGUCUUAUCCUAAGGAUAUAGGCGAUGUAAGCUCAGAAUUUUUGUCGUAUCAUCUCUGUCUCUCUCCUAGAUUAUUGAUUCGUACUAUUUUCCAGUCGCAGCACCGCGACCAAAUUAUAUUCUUGUCAAGUAAGAAGUAUCUCGUUAAUACGCAAUGUUGGGAAGGGUUUUUAACUCGUAUAACGCAUAGAAUCUAUAAGGCCUGCGUACGAACGAAGGGACCGUAAAUCUAAUCCUGAUUUGGUUUGUAAAUCGUAGCGCAUGGACCUGGGAGAAUGCCCCCAGAUUCACGACUUGGCCCUACGGGCUGACUACGAGGCCGCGCAAAAGAAGAGAGAUCACUUCUAUGACAUUGAUGCGAUGGAACAUCUCCAAAACUUUAUUGCCGACUGCGAUCGUCGAACGGAACAAGCUAAGCAACGACUAGCGGAGACGCAGGAGGAACUGAGCGCGGAGGUGGCGGCGAAAGCAAACAACGUUCAUGUGCUCGCCGAGGAGAUCGGUAAGAAACUAGCCAAGGCCGAGCAGCUCGGCGAAGAGGGCUUUGUCGAGGAGUCGAUGAAACUAAUGGGCGAGAUCGACGAGCUGCGCAAAAAGAAGAAUGAAGCAGAACAGGAGUAUCGAAACAGCAUGCCGGCGUCAAGUUAUCAACAACAGAAACUGAGAGUAUGCGAAGUAUGCAGCGCAUACCUUGGGAUACAUGACAAUGACAGACGCCUGGCAGAUCACUUCGGUGGGAAGCUGCAUCUCGGCUUUAUUAAAAUCCGUGAGAAACUCGCUGAACUUCAAAAAACCGUCGAAGAGAGACGUAAGGAGAAACGUGAAUCUCAGCUCGACAGAAGACGGGACAGAGACAGGGAGGACCGCGAUAGGGACAGGAACCGCGGAGGAUUGGGCUACAGAGACCGCGACCGCGAUAGAGAUCGCGACCGUGACAGAGAUCGCGAGCGCGACCGUGACCGCGAUCGAGACCGUGACCGUGACCGUGACCGCGAUCGCGACCGUGACCGUGACCGCGAUCGGGAUCGCGAUCGCGACCGCGAUCGUGAUCGUGACCGCGAUCGUGAUCGUGAUCGUGAGCGCGAGCGUGAACGUGAACGUGAGCGUGAUCGAGACCGGGAACGCAAGGAUAGCGGUAGAAGAAAGUCACGAUCUCGCAGUCGCAGUCGUGGAAGAAGAUCAAAACGUUCCCGUAGUGGCAGUCACAGCCGUCGAUCUCGUUCUCGUCGCAGUGGGUCUAAUGAUCGUAAGAGAUAAGGGACAAGAUGUAUAAGGACUAUGCUCAAUGGUUUCGUUUCCUUCUUCACACGCGCACUUUUACACAUGUAAAAUGUAAUGUAUAACACCAAAUCGCGCGCACGAGACAUUUGCACCGAACGUCUGUAGCAAAUGCGAUACUCCAUUUUGACAUAAUCUUUGUACAUUACUUGUCAUC